AUGGCCCCCGCUCACCUCCGGGUGCCACCCCAGGCCCCGCCUAUCUUCACUGCAACCCCACAGUCAGUCGUAGCUGAUGCCGAGCGCUUGAUCAAGAACUCGCGUGCCAUUCAGGACAAGGUGGUGGCGGAGAUUAAGCCCGACGACGCAACCUUUGCCAAUGUUGUUCGCCCCCUCGCCCAAGAUGAUAACCAGAUGGGACUGGAGUCACACAUCCUGGGCUUUUACCAAGCCGUGUCAACCGACUCAAAGCUACGGGAUGCCUCUUCCAAGGCUGAAGAGGUGAUGGAUGAGUUCUUUAUUGAAGCGGUCAUGCGUGAGGAUGUCUUUGGUCUGGUCGAUGCUGUGCUACGCCGCAACGAGUCUCUCGAUCCGGAGUCACGCCGUCUGUUAGAGAAGGAACACAAGGACUUCGUCCGCAAUGGACUUGGCCUGCCCGCUGGCCCUCAGCGAGUCCGCUUCAAGGAGAUCAAGAAGCGGCUGAGCCAGCUGAGCAUUGAAUUCCAGAAGAACCUGAACGAGGAGAACGGCGGCAUCUGGUUUACCCCCGAGCAGUUGGCUGGUGUGCCCAAGGACGUUCUAGAUGGUCUGAAGAAGGGCGAGGGCGAGAACGCCGGCAAGCUAUGGCUGUCGUUCAAAUACCCCGACCUCUUCCCCACCAUGAAAUACGCCAGCGACCCCGAGACCCGCCGACAGGUCAUGAUUGCCAAUGAGAACAAGUGCAACCAGAACGUGCCACUAUUCCGGGAAUCCAUUAUACUCCGUGAUGAGGCAGCCCGUCUGAUCGGCUAUCCCAACCACGCUGCUUUCCGCAUUGAGGACAAGAUGGCCAAGACCCCAGAGACCGUUAACAAGUUUUUGGGUGAUCUUCGGGACAGACUGACCGAUGGCGGUAAGAAGGAGAUACAGAAGUUGUUGGAACUUAAGAACGCCACGGACCCCAAGGCCGAUGGCCGCUACUACCUGUGGGACCACCGGUUCUAUGACCGUCUCAUGCUCGAGAAGGACUACUCGCUGGAUCAACAGCUGAUUGCUGAGUGGUUCCCCCUGCAGACUACCAUUGAUGGUAUGCUGAAGAUCUUCGAGGAGCUGUUCGGUCUGGAGUUCGUUGAGAUCAUUGGCGAGGACCGGGCAGCCAUUGCCCCGACUGGCAAUGGCAAUGACAUUGUCUGGCACGAUGACGUUCAAGUAUUUAGUGUCUGGAACGAUGAAGGCGAAGGCAGUGGUUUCGUUGGAUACUUGUACCUAGACCUCUUCCUCCCAGGCUUCGUUGAUAAGGAUGGUAACCGCCGAUUCCCUGCCACCGCGUUGGUGUGCAACUUCACCAAGCCCCAACCCAAGAAGCCUAGUCUGCUGAAACAUGACGAGGUCGUGACCCUCUUCCACGAACUAGGCCACGGUAUCCACGACCUGGUGUCCCGAACCAUCUACUCCCGCUUCCACGGUACCAGCACAGUGCGCGACUUUGUCGAGGCACCCAGUCAGAUGCUGGAGAACUGGUGCUGGGAACCCUCGCAGCUGCGCUCUCUGAGCCGACACUACUCAACCCUCUCCCCAGAGUACCUUGCUACCUGGCAGGAGGCCCAGGAGGGCAAGACCGCCACCAGCCAGCCAUCAGAGCGCAUCCCCGACGAUGUGAUUGAGAACCUGAUCCGGACCAAGCACGUCAACGACUCCCUGUUCAAUCUGCGUCAGCUGCACUUCGGCAUCUUCGACAUGACUGUGCACGAGCCCAACACCCACGCCGACAUUGAGGCUCUUCCUCUGUCUGCGACAUACAACCGUCUCCGCCAGGAGAUUACCCAGUUGGACGGACCGGAAGUUCAGGGUGCUGGCAGCGAGUGGGGCCAUGGCGAGGCGACCUUCGGACAUUUGAUCGGAGGUUACGACGCUGGAUACUACGGAUACCUGAGCUCCCAAGUUUACUCCACCGACAUGUUCUACACCGUCUUCAAGGACGAUCCCAUGAACAAGGCUGCUGGCCGUCGGUACCGCUACCAGGUUCUGGAGAAGGGCGGUAGCCAGGAUGAGAUGAAGACUCUGACUGAAUUCCUGGGCCGUGAGCCUCAGACUGAUGCAUUCUAUAAGGACCUGGGACUGGCGUAA
Messenger RNA from Penicillium mononematosum, 2106 nucleotides. RefSeq names its product M3 family metallopeptidase. The record is from RefSeq and is a predicted model, not a curated record. Gene Ontology annotation, cellular component: mitochondrial intermembrane space. The transcript has 3 exons. Gene Ontology annotation, molecular function: metalloendopeptidase activity. NCBI's taxonomy places the organism in Eukaryota, Fungi, Ascomycota, Eurotiomycetes, Eurotiales, Aspergillaceae. The coding region runs from base 1 to 2106 and encodes 701 amino acids. Gene Ontology annotation, biological process: proteolysis; peptide metabolic process.